AUGCCCUCCACCUCCCUGCCCUCACCUCGCUUCACCUCUCCCCUUCCUAGUGUCACCCUCCCCUGCCAUAACCUCAAAUCUUACCCUCCCAUCCUCUUCCCUCCAUCCCCAGCCCAGCAAACUAACCCCAACCACACCUCUAUUCCCCGGCCGUCCCCAGCCUCCACCACAGCAGCGUCCCAGCAAAAGCCUCGUCCUCCUCCUCGUCCUCGGCCCUCCACUCACACCCACACCCACUCAACCACCAACAAGAAUCUGCAUCCCGCACCCCAGCACCAGUCCCGCGCCCCACGCACCGCCUUCGCUAACAUACCACCCCCGAUUUUGUCCCCUUCCGGCAUCCCUCUGGUGGUGGUUCCUGUCAAUACCCCCUCGACUCCUGCCCCAAAAAACCCUCCUCUCCUCCCAAGUCGAAGUCUCCUCCCUCCACCAGUGUUUCCCGAACCCAGGCCGCCUCCGUCACUACGCCUCCAGCCGCUCUUCGCCCUACAGGAGCUUAGCGGCUCCUCUAACCAAGACGACUCCAUACCUGAAAGGCGUGACGCGGUGGUCAGUCACACGCCAGCAUUAGACACUGGAAAAGAUGAGGCUGCCCUGAUACUACAGUCACUCCAGGGUUCACCCAGGGACAGAACACACAACACUGGCCCCUUAAACAUGUCUGACUCUCCCUGGGUGCCUCUCUAUCCUCUUCCCACCACUACCAGGCCAGGCAAACAGUCAAAGGUCCCUCAGUCCACCGACAGCAAGUCCCUCGCCCCUCCUAUUCCACCCAGCCGCUCUAGCUCAGUCAAGGCUUUGCUUAAGGCACCCCAGCGCUCUCCCGGCAAGGACCCUGAGGAGGAUGCCAUCAGGGACGCCAUGAUUGAACUUCAGAGGCUUAACUAA
Scylla paramamosain (green mud crab) is the source of this 888-nucleotide messenger RNA. RefSeq lists its product as uncharacterized. The record is from RefSeq and is a predicted model, not a curated record. NCBI's taxonomy places the organism in Eukaryota, Metazoa, Arthropoda, Malacostraca, Decapoda, Portunidae. The coding region runs from base 1 to 888 and encodes 295 amino acids. The transcript has 2 exons.